GCCGCAGCCGAUCACGGACAGUCAACAAAACUUUGUAAUUCGAACGAAACUCAGGGACGGUCCGGUUCAUGUUCGGUUGAUGCGUCGCGUCGUGCAGGUUUUUAUUUUCCACUAAAGUCUUCUGAAUAGAAAAUUAUCGAUUGUGUUACUCCCUUGAAUAAAAAGAGAAGGAACAAGUGUAAAGUAAUAUCUAACAGAUCCAACGGUGUUGCCAGGUGUUACCAGGUGAAUGUGACCGUUUUCGUGCUGCGUUACCUCAAACUUACCUGAAGGGAUAAUCAGAUAGAAGAACGUAUUAAAGGUAUAGUCUUUAAGUACAGUGCAAUUGUACGAAAAGAAGUGGCUUUCGAAUAAACGGUUUUCAUAUUGACGUUUAAAUUUUGAUGCAUCGUUUAAACAUGCAUAAUUAUUUGUCUGGCAAUCAAUGUACAUAAUAAUUGUCACAGAAAAUCAUAUUAUACUUCCUAUCAUUUAGAGGAAAUUCUGGUUUAAUUUCAUCCGUAGGUUUGCAUAAUUUCGUUUUUUCAUAAUUGAGAAAAUCUACGUACGUUUCGUAAAACUUCAACGCACCUCACGCGCAUACAUACAGUUCGAAAGGAAAUGUGGAAUACGACGAUGAAUCGUAGGAAAGCAAUCAACGACACGUAACGCUGAAUCUAGCGAGAAAAUCUGUGGGACUUGAAUGACCAAUUUGCGAGGAGAAAAGGUGGAAGAACGACGAAAUACACUGUGAAUCGGAUGGAAACGGUGCGGAUGCUUCGAAACCGUCGGUUUCAAGAAAGGUGGAGGGAUUGCGAGUGCAAGUAAAAGGAAUGUUGUCUCACAGGUGUACGUCGUAAUGCUCUUCCGUUACGUCUACCGAUAGAGAACGUAAUUGGAGGCUGAAUUCGCCACGUGAGCUCGACAAUGCGGAGAUCGUACAGGAAUUGUUUGUACACGUUCGCGUAAGUUGACCGUGGAAUUGUACGUCGGUUCCCGUGGUGAAGUGCGAGGGGAGUGGAAGCGGGCAACAGCGGCCAAGAAUUUUACCGAGGAACAUGGAGAUGCCGUGGAGGAAUGCAAUCGCGAACCUUUCAACCUUUCUGACCGCGAGGACCAGGAUUUUCGUUGCCGCUGUCUGUUUCAUCUGGAUCGUUGCAAGCGCCUGCGCCAGUGAGAUCCUUCAGGAACCGCGCUUCACCACUCAGCCUUCGAGCAGCGGCAAUAUUCUUAGUGAAAAUCGAAUAAAAUUUCUGCAGUGUCAAGCCAGAGGAAAUCCUCCGCCGAAGUACAAGUGGUUUAAGGAUGGGGUGCCCCUCAGUAACGAGCUUACCUCGGAGUAUUAUUUUCGAAUACAGAGUAUUCGGAGGGAGGACGCGGGGGUGUACCAUUGUGUCGCCACGAACGAUGUGGGAUCCAUAUUUAGCGAGAGGAUCUCAUUCGCGGUAGCUUAUAUGGGGAUAUUCGACGACCUCAGUGAAAGAAUAGUGAGCGUGAAAUCGGGUAGCGCAGCCGUUUUAACUUUGCCACCGAUAGAAAGUCAUCCCGCACCUGACGUUACAUGGUUCACGUCCGAUGGCUCAGUAUUGUACGGUAUUAAAUACGCGACUGUUCGUCACAUGUUGCUUAUUCUGAACGCCUCCGAGACCGACGAAGGCCUCUACAGGGCCAGAGCUAUUAACACGCAAUUGGGCAAAGAAGAAAACAGCCCGUUUUUCAAGCUUCAGGUCACAGGCGAUGCGAACACUGAAGUAGCGCCUACCAUCAUAGUGAAACCAGAGGAUACGCAAAUUAUCAAGGAUCAAGACAUCACUUAUAUUUAUUGUAUAGCCAACGCCAGGUCUCUUCACGAGCUGCGUACUUUGUGGACCAAAGACGGUAUCCCCAUUGAGAACUCGAGGAUAUCGUACAGUUUCAACGACUCCUGGAACAGAACUUUGGCGUUGAUAUCGGCAAACAUAACUUACACCGGCGUUUACUCUUGUCACGUGGAUUUAAUAACCGGCGGAUAUCCUACAGUGAACGCGAGCGCGAAAAUAGUCGUAUAUGAAAAACCAACGUUCAUAAUGGAAUUGAAACGGGAGACUCUUAGUGAUUACGGAUCAACUGUAACGUUACCGUGCGAUGCCGUCGGUGUUCCUCCUCCUAAUAUAACUUGGUUCCGAAAUGCGGAAUCUGUAGAUCAUCUUCUUGGAUCUAGAUACGCAAUGGAGGAAGAUGGGUCUUUGACGAUUAAAAAAUUAACCAUGGCCGAUUCGGGGAUGUUCCAGUGCCUUGCUUCCAACGAAGCUGGCGAAGCAUCCAGUUACACCUGGCUCAAAGCAAAAAAAGGAUUAGAAAGCAGAGUGAAAAAGAGAAUUGUCCGCUGGGCAGCUGGCUACAAUGUAGUCAGAGUUCGCCAAUCUGAUCGCCGUUUUAAGUUCUCUCAAUAUCCAGACACAUCUGGGCCAAUCAUGGAGAACGGUCCACAAAAUUUAACUAUAUUAGAUGGAAAAGAUGCGACUUUAACAUGCAGUGCGGUAGCAGCUCCAAUACCAAAUACCACGUGGAUAUACAAUGAUACGACUCCUGUCGAAAUUGCUGGAAGAGUACAGGUAUUAGAUAACGGUGAUCUUUUAAUUGCCGCUGUGAAACCAAACGAUGCCGGAAAAUACACUUGCAUUCGGGCUAACGAGGCUGGUUCCGUGAAUGGAUCCGCCUAUCUCACAGUAUUAGUUCGUACACAGAUCGUUCAACCACCUGUUGACACAUCCGUUCUUCUCGGCUACACCGCGGAAUUACAGUGCAAGGUUUCCAACGAUCCAAGCGUUUUAUACGAUAUAGCCUGGUUUCACAAUUCACAAGUAAUAAAUACGCAAGCGAGUCAGAGGGUGAAGAUGCGACAUGACGGUACGUUAGAAAUAGCAGCGGUCAGAGCCUCGGAUGUAGGCGAAUACAUGUGUUCCGUGGUUUCUCCCGGUGGCAACGAGACUCGGUCAGCACGUCUUAGUGUAAUCGAACUACCGUUCGCACCAAUAAACGUAGUGGCCAACCGAAUGGAAAGGAUUUCUCCGCGUACUAUAAACGUUAGUUGGGUCCCAGGUUUUGACGGGAACAGUCCGACGAAGAAAUUUAUAGUCCAGAGGCGGGAGGUGUCUGAUCUUGGACCGAUCCCUGAUUCUUCGUUGAAUUGGAUUAUCGAAUGUAAUAACGUUACGGCUGAUAGUCGGUGGGUGGUACUUAACAAUUUGAAAGCAGCAGCCGCGUAUCAGUUCCGAGUGACCGCGGAAAACAGCGUCGGGGAAGGGCCUCCGUCGGAUCCUAGCAACGUAGUAGUCCUACCUCAAGAACCUCCGAGCGGGCCACCGGUAGGAUUCGUUGGCUCCGCUCGCUCUUCCUCAGAGAUAAUCACGCAGUGGCAACUCCCAUUGGAAGAAUAUCGGAAUGGGCAUAUUUUAGGAUACAUAUUAAGGUAUAGACUGUAUGGUUAUAACGACAAUCCUUGGACAAUACAGAACAUCACUAACGAAGCACAAAGGAACUAUCUGAUCACCGAUCUGAUCACGUGGAAAGAUUAUAUCGUGCAAAUAGCAGCGUACAACGAUAAAGGCGUGGGAGUGUUCACAGAGGGCUUGAAGAUUAAGACGAAGGAAGGUGUGCCGGAAGCUCCGCCGACUAAUAUAAAAGCAAAGGCUAUCAAUUCAACGGCUAUAAAAGUAUGGUGGAAACCACCGAACCCGCAGAAAAUUAAUGGGAUAAAUCAGGGUUACAAAUUGCAAGCCUGGAUCGGUAAUAAUUUCACCGAGGCAAAUGAGUACAAGUCAAUGACUGUACCGCCUAGUUUAUUCGAUCCACUCGCGGAACAAAGUGCCAUUAUGAUCGGCCUAAAGAAAUACGCCAUGUACAAUAUAACUGUGUUAUGCUUCACGGAUCCGGGUGACGGUGAACGAAGUACUCCCGUCCAAGUUCGUACACGAGAAGACGUGCCCGAGGAAGUAGAGAAUCUACAAUUCGAAGACAUAAGCGAUCGCGCGCUCACUGUUAAAUGGAGUCCUCCGCGUGAGGCGAACGGGAUACUAAAGCUUUACCAAUUGAAGUAUAUGAUCAAAGAUGUACCGGACUCUCUACGAGUAGAGAACUUCACGUCGGACGUCCUCUCGGCGAAAAUUGAGCACUUGCAAGCAAUGACGCAUUAUAAGUUCGAAGUUAUCGCUUGGACUUCGGUGGGUCCCGGGAAAUCCAAAAUAGCCGUAAUUCAAUCGGGUGUCGAGCCUGUUCUCCCAGAACCGCCUACCAAAUUAGCGCUGUCCAAUAUAGACGCGUUUUCUGUCGUUCUCCAAUUCACGCCAGGAUUCGACGGUAAUUCGUCGAUAACGAAGUGGACAGUGCAGGCGCAAACCACUCGGAAUACUACUUGGUACACCAUAUACGAAGUCUCGGAUCCCGAUGCCAGUACGAUUACCGUGAUCGGCCUAAUUCCAUUUAUGCAGUACAAACUAAGAUUAAUAGCCAAUAACGUCGUCGGUGCUUCUCAACCCUCCGAGCCGACGAAGGAGUUCCAGACGAUCCAAGCACCACCUUCGCAUCCUCCCAGAAACGUUACUGUCCGCGCGAUGAGCGCGACGGAAUUACGCGUUCGAUGGAUACCAUUACAACAAAUUGAAUGGUACGGAAAUCCAAGGGGAUACAACGUUACCUAUACCGAAGUUCGGACCAAUACGUCGAAAAGUAUAACUAUAGACGAUCACACAGCGAAUUCGUAUAUUUUAGAAAAUAUGGAGGAGUACGCUCUUUACGAGAUCGUAAUGCAAGCGUUGAACGAUGUUGGAUCGUCUGGGUUAAGUCCCAAGGCUGUGGAAAGAACUCGCGAGUCGGUUCCUUCUAUGGGACCCAUUAACGUGGAAGCGAACGCAACGUCUUCCACGACGAUAUUAGUCAAGUGGGGCGAUGUUCCCAUAGAGCACCAAAACGGACAAAUAGAGGGGUUCAAGGUCUAUUACGGUGCAAAUGCUAGAUCAGCAUUCCAGUACAAAAACAUUCCUAGUAAUACGACGUUUACAACGACAUUAACAGAACUACGAAAGUUCGUCCAAUAUCAUGUACAAGUUUUAGCGUAUACAAGGCUAGGCGAUGGUACUUUGAGCACUCCUCCAGUCAGGAUACAAACGUUUGAGGACACUCCCGGUCCUCCGUCGAACGUAUCGUUUCCUGAUGUCAGCUUCACCACUGCCCGUAUCAUUUGGGACACUCCAGAAGAUCCAAACGGGGAGAUCCUGGCCUAUAAAGUCAUGUUCCAUCUAAACAACAGUUUGGAUCAUCAAUUUUCAAAGGAGUUUCCUGCAUCUGACAGAACGUUUCGUGCAACCGGACUGGAGCCGGAAAAAUAUUACAUGUUCUCGGUGACGGCGCAAACGAGGCUGGGUUGGGGUAAGACGGCGUACGCUUUAGUUUUCACUACGAAUAACAGGGAACGCCCUCAGGCGCCGUCGAUGCCACAAAUCAGUAGAUCGCAAGUACAAAGUAGGCAGAUAACGUUUACGUGGACUCCCGGUCGCGACGGGUUCGCCCCGUUGAGGUAUUACACGGUGCAACAAUCGGAGAAUUCAGGACCGUUCCAAACUAUUCCCGAAAGAGUGGAACCAACUUUAACAUCUUACACGGCAAACAAUUUGAAACCCUUCACGUUCUAUCAAUUUCGAAUACAAGCGACCAACGAUAUAGGCCCCUCGACGUGGAGCACGGAAUCUGCUCAAGUUCAAACACUGCCAGCGGCACCUUCCCGAGGAGUUACUGGAUUAAAAGUGGUUCCGAUAACGACGUCCAGUAUAGAAGUUCACUGGAACUCCAUCGAUGAAAUACAUUGGAGUGGGGAUCACCAAACCGGCGGUUAUCGCGUCGUUUAUCAACCAGUUUCCGAUUUUCCGAGUGCUAUUCAGGAUACGCCGAAAGAAGAAGUCUUGGGAAUAAAGGCCACGAAAAUAGUUUUAAGCGAUUUGACCGAGGACAGGUACUACGAGGUGAUCGUGCUACCCUUCAAUUCCGAAGGAGAAGGUCCGCCGAGUCCUCCAGUGACUGUCUACGUAGGAGAGGCUGUCCCUAUCGGAGAGCCGCAACAUUUGAAAGCAGAACCAAUUUCUUCCACAGAAGUACAUUUACGUUGGAAGCCACCUCAAGCCAAUACGCAAAAUGGAGACUUAUUAGGAUAUAAAAUUUUUUAUUUAGUUACGGAUUCUCCUCAAGAAUUGGAGAUCAAACAGGAGGAAGAAAUAGAAGUUGUUCCCGCAUCGUACCUAACACAUAGCUUAGUGUUUUUAGAUAAAUACACUGAAUACCGUAUACAAGUACUGGCUUUCAAUCCAGCCGGUGAUGGUCCCCGAACUCCACCCAUCACCGUCAGGACUAAACAAGACCUACCAGGACCACCACAUAAUCUCCAAUUCUCAGAAAUAACAAUGACUAGCCUUCGCGUUUCCUGGGAAGCGCCGAAGCUACGAAACGGUGAAGUAGUCGGUUACAUAGUUACAUAUGAGACGGCAGAACAAAAUGAUCGUUUUAGCAAACAAGUUAAACAGAAGGUAACAGAAACGAGCUUGCUGAUACAGCCUUUAGAAGAGGAAGAAACGUACACGUUUAUGGUCCGAGCGCAGACUAUCGACUUUGGUCCACCCAUUUCCGGGAACGUAACAACGGGCCCGCAAGAAGGCUCGCCGAUGGCACCUAGUAAUCUUGCUGUCACUAAAACUGUGUCCAGUGUUGAAUUACAAUGGACCAACGGCGCUUCCGGAAAGGGACCCAUUCUGGGAUAUUAUAUCGAAACACGCCGAAAAGCGAUGGAAGAGUGGCAGCAUUAUGACAGUCGUUGGCAGACGAUAGUACGUAGUAGCAACGGACCAUUGACGGAAUAUUCAGUAUCGUAUCAAAAUUUACUUCCAUCCACGUCGUAUUUGUUCAGAGUAAUAUCGUACAAUCGUUACGGGAUUAGUUAUCCAGCCUACUCUACGGAAACGAUUUUAACUCCCUCGAAGCUCUACCUCGAAUACGCGUAUUUACAACACAAACCAUUCUACAGACAAACGUGGUUCAUGGUCACCUUAGCUGCAACAUCAAUUAUAAUUAUUAUAAUGGUCAUAGCAGUGCUAUGCGUGAAAAGUAAAAGUUAUAAGUAUAAACAAGAAGCGCAAAAGACGCUCGAAGAAUCUAUGGCGAUGGAUACGGACGACAGACAGGAGUCUGAUUUAGAGCUUUAUAGAUCUAGACAAGGAGGUGGCGGCGGUAUGAGUAUGGCUAGCGGUUGCGGCACAUUGGGUAAGAGGAACACGUUGGCCAGAAAGUCUAUGCAUCCUCCACCACCUACGAUGUUAGGUAAAUCCCCUCCGAGACCAUCGCCAGCCUCGGUUGCCUACCACAGCGACGAGGAGAGCCUCAAGGGGUACGAUGAGAACCCUGAUGAUAGUAGCGUAACGGAGAAACCUUCUGAAAUCAGUUCUACAGAUUCACAGGGAUCUGAGAGCGAGAACGAAAGUGUACAAUCGGACCCACAUUCCUUCGUAAAUCAUUACGCUAAUGUCAAUGAUUCCUUAAGACAGUCGUGGAAGCGGCAGAAACCGGUUAGAAACUAUUCGUCGUACACCGAUUCUGAACCUGAAGGUAGUGCUGUUGUCAGUUUAAACGGUGGACAAAUUAUUAUGAACAAUAUGGCAAGGUCGAGAGCGCCGUUGCCUGGUUUCUCGUCGUUCGUAUAAAAUUUCGGUCGUAAUAAUCGAUUAAAGCUUUUAUUAAGUAGGUAGGGUGCCGAAUUAAGCAUAACGACUAUUUUAAGCGUUAAGCUAUCGAGAUAAAUAAAAUUGUCACACGUUGAGUUAAAGAAUUGGAUUUUUGAAACAUGAUACACGUGCGGGACUAGACUGGUUGUUAAAAGUUUCGAUCGUUUUCAUAAAGUAGAGUACUUAGAAUUUGAAUAGCUCAGCAUUGAAAUCGAAGUACACAGAGUUAAAGACUUAAAACGUUGAAACACGGAGAUUCACGUGGUGUUUCAUGAACGCCGGUACUUCGUAUAGUAAUUUUUAAUAUGCUUCUGGCACCAUCAUAUUGUGAUAUAUUGAAAUACAUAUUAUUUAUAAUUUUAGAUAAGGUCGUAAUUUGUAUAAUGAAUAUUUUUUACUUUUAUUAAGUAAAGUUCUUCAGAACGAAAAUAUCACAUGGAUCUCGAGUAAUGGUGAUGCUUGUCCAUUUUUUGUAAUGUUAAGAGGAACACGUUGUGGAGAGACGUCUCUUGACUGUAACGUGCUUAAGUAAUGCAAUAGGAAAAUAUUUGUUGCAUAAUGACCGAGUAACGAAAACUGCCAGAAACAUAUAAAUGAUAAACUUAAAGAACGAUAUUUUAAUACUAUAUUAAUAUGAUAAAAGGACAAUUCAAUUGCAAUCUCUUUUUAACAUUAUUUACAAGUUCUUCAACUCGAAUGAUCAAAUUCUUUUGAUACCUCCAAGAAUUGAAGUCUCUGUUAUAAACGAAUAUUAUCUGUCAUAAAGCAUCGAUUUAGAUGUUAAAAUAAUUCAUAAUCAGGCCUAUCAUAUCAAUAAGGAACAACUUACACGAGUCUGAUAACAUUACUGUACUGAAUAAAUACUAGACCACACAUAAAUGGAUGAUGUGACUGCGCGCAUUUCUAUUUCUAAGCGAUUUUGUUUUUAAUAUCAUUCUAUGUAUAAUGUACAUAAAACUUUUAGUAUAAAUUACGGAAUAUAGCGAAUAUUGAUACGACACGUGUAAAUUUAGUGCACAACUUAGACGAUUUAGAUUAAAUUUUAUGCCGAAUAAUCAUUAAAUAAUACAUAUUUAUAAUCCUCAUCGUAUAGACACUUAUCGGUUAUCUUCAUCUUCCUUCGUUUUUUAAAUUAUAGAAUGAAAGCAGUAACAAUCAGGAUACAUUUGCAUAAAAGAUAUAUAUGCGACAUAUGUAAUUCUCAACAAGAUAUCAUUACUUCAGUUCUAAUACUUGAUGUAUUACAUUUACAGUAUUGUAAAAUGAUAUCGUACGCAGAAUUUAUUCAGUUUACGGCAGUAAUUUUUUAGCGUAAUAUAUUUAUCAAACGAAAUUAUUAUAUGGUAGUGGAAAGAAAUACUAUUUCAUGUAAUAUGAAAGACGUUUCGACUGAUAUUAACGCGUAAAGUGUUUUUAUCAGCUUGAUAAUAAAUUUUAUAAUUAAAGAA
Molecule: messenger RNA, 9169 nt
Organism: Ceratina calcarata
Lineage: Eukaryota; Metazoa; Arthropoda; Insecta; Hymenoptera; Apidae
Gene: sdk
Product: sidekick cell adhesion molecule
Exons: 21
Coding region: 1038-7700 (2220 amino acids)
Biological process (GO): brain development; cell-cell adhesion; axon guidance
Cellular component (GO): plasma membrane; axon
Molecular function (GO): cell-cell adhesion mediator activity
Source: RefSeq, a predicted model, not a curated record